This is a messenger RNA of Heterotrigona itama, 2001 nucleotides long. The record is from the annotation of a GenBank genome assembly. Lineage: Eukaryota; Metazoa; Arthropoda; Insecta; Hymenoptera; Apidae.
AUGGAUGUAAGCUCACUGGUACCAGCAGGUUUUCAAGCGGGCCAAGUGGAUCUGUGCGAGGUCCAGGCUGGUUACAAUAAAUUCUCCGAGAAUUUGAGAAAAUUCACGCCGCAAGCUAUACAGUGCGCGAUCUUUUGCGGCGGUUCCAGAUGCAAAUAUGAAAACUCGAAAGCAUGGCCGCCAGUGCACAUGGCGAUACAGAACAUUUUUUCGCAUUGGGUAACAGACGACGUUCUUGCGAUGGCACGGCCGAACACCGCACAAAUAAUAAAAAAGGACAUAAUCGCACAGUUUCAAGGGUGGAGCAUAAAAACCAUAAUAAACCUGCAAACACCUGGCGAGCAUGCAAGCUGUGGUGGUCCCUUGGAAGAAAGUGGUUUUACUUACGACCCGAAUGUCUUCAUGAAACAUGGCAUUUACUAUUACAAUUUUGCAUUGAAGGACUACGGGGAUGCGACCAUGAGCAAACUUCUGGAUAUGGUCAAGGUCGUGGCCUUUGCUGUGCAAGAGGGAAGAGUGGCAAUUCACUGUCAUGCCGGGCUGGGCAGAACCGGCGUUCUGAUCGCGUGCUACCUUAUUUACAGUCUUCGUGUGCGAGCAAACGAUGCGAUACGAUUCGUACGUAUGAAACGACCGUCCGCCAUACAGACACGGGGGCAAAUACUUUGCAUCCAGGAGUUCGAGCACUUCGUGCUUCCACAGAUGAUAGUUUUCCCUUUGAGUAGCACAAUAGGCGAUCGCAAGCCUUGCAGUCUGCAGUCGCAUCUGAAAAAGCAGCACAACGUACUGCACGGAUACGAGCAACGUACAUUCAAAUAUAUUCCAAAGAUCGUAUUCACAAUUUGCGAGCGAAUUCUGCAAUUGUGCGACUGUCAAGAGGACAAUUCUCCAUGCGAGAUCAAGUAUAUCGUUUCUAGUACAUCUUUCACACAGAAAUUCAUAUCUCACGUUUUGGAGAAGCUGAGAGACAACAAGGGAAAUAUCAGACACUCUUACUCGUGGGCCGAGUCGCUCGCCGAUUCUUACGACUGUUCCAGUUCUAUGAAAGCGUGUGCGAGUGGUAGUCAGGCGUCUUCGAGAGGAACGUCCGAUGACAUUGGAAGGUUGAGCGACGUAUUUUGCACCUCUCCGGACACUCCAUCUUGCGAUUCAGCUUUCCCAGGUACUCCGCCUAAAAUGAAAUCGUUGAAAUUAGUAAAGAAGAUUAAAAGAAGGAAAGAAGGACGAGAUAAAUGUAGAGAAACAUUGUUUUUCACAGUGUUAGAUGACAAUUACGUGGACGACGUCCUCGGUGAUGGAAUCCACGGCCAGGAUCUUGUAGACAACGAUUGUUACAAGGAGAUUCAGUCUCACAUGGACUUGAAAGUUGCUGCUCAAAACGCAGCACUCGAGACAGUGAGCACCGAAGAAGCAAUUAGAGCUCUAAUCAGGGACAACGUUACUUUGUCUGACAAAAGGAAAAAACGCCUACAGAACUAUCAGAUGGACUUGAAUCACAGGUCUACGGCCUGGCAGAGACUUUCCAUGGAAACUGACUUGGAUAUUUUGUCAGGAUUGUUAUUCGAGUGGCUGGAGACGUUGAAACAUUCUUUACUGGACGUGGACAGUCUCAGUUACAUCGUCGUUUGGAGCUCUAAGCCUCAGAGAUGCCUGGAAAAAUUGCCUAGCUCUAAUAGAUAUCUGCUGGAGUAUCUUCUACGGUUUAUUAGUCGCUUGAGACCGAUGACACCGGAGUGCCAGAGCUUGAUUACGAAGAGGUUUAUGGCUGCGCUCACGCAGCAGACUAUCUGGAUGAAGAGCGCCUUUUAUCCUUCCGGUAGAAAUUUUCAGAAGCUACGACGAGGUACAGCGGCGAAACUGAACGAAUUUUUCAUCAGAAUGAUGAACUUGAUAGAAGAGGUGAACACGCAAGAAAUGGAGAAACCAUGGACUUCGAAAUUGGAUUUGGCGUCUGGCCAGUUGGAGGAAAUGGAGGCAGAGCCGAUGGAUGAAACAUCCUAG